Messenger RNA from Brettanomyces bruxellensis, 1323 nucleotides. RefSeq lists its product as uncharacterized. Gene Ontology annotation, cellular component: membrane; endosome. The coding region runs from base 1 to 1323 and encodes 440 amino acids. The transcript has a single exon. Lineage: Eukaryota; Fungi; Ascomycota; Pichiomycetes; Pichiales; Pichiaceae. Gene Ontology annotation, biological process: protein K63-linked deubiquitination. The record is from RefSeq and is a predicted model, not a curated record. Gene Ontology annotation, molecular function: metal-dependent deubiquitinase activity; protein binding; K63-linked deubiquitinase activity.
AUGGAUUACGACCGAUCUUCAACGGUAGAAAAGGAAACCGCACCACCAAAUCUUAAAGAGCUCAAAAAUGUGGCAGUUUCUUACCAUUACACCUCUAGUAUACCAUUAGCGGUCUGGCUACGUACAUCUUCUCGUAUAUUAAAGCAUGCGGAAGCAUAUUUAUCCCAAGGUGUAACUGACCAGGCAUACAUUUUAUACACGAGAUUCAUUGACUUAUUUGCAUAUCAUUUGUAUAAGCAUCCUGAUCUCACUGAUUUGAAACGUCAGAAAGACUCGGAUUUAUAUAAACAUUACUUAAGCAUGAAAGCACAAUUACCAAAGCUGAUGUCUGAUGUUGAAAAGUUAAACGAUGUGCUCAAGAAAAGGCACGAUGACUAUAUUAAAAGUGUAAAAGCGAAAGGAAAGUUGAUACAAAGAGAAAGGGAAGAGAGAUUGAAAGAAGAAGCCACUGAAUUCAAGAGAUCUAUGCUAUUAAACAAAAGCAACAAGGACAUUGAAGACAAAAACGCUCCAGAAUCUGACCUAAACGAUGCUUUGUUGGCAAAGAAGCUAAAAUCUCUUUCCAGAAUUAGAUUGAAUAAUGGACAAAACAGAUCACUGAUACAAAGAACAACUUAUCCGAUACUACCGCUGCCACAUAAUAAUAUCGAUCAUAGCGUACCACAGUUGAACAAUAAUAUUAGACAAACCAGCAAGGAAAACAAAAUAGCACCGAAGCAAAUUACACAUCGAGCAGUGAAUUUCACGGAAAAGGGCAUACCUCUGAGGACUUUGUUUGUUCCAUCAAAUCUAGUCGAUAAAUUCUUGAAGAUUGCAUCAAGGAAUACAAAACGAAAGUUGGAAACAUGCGGCCUUCUCUGUGGAAAAUUGAACCGAAAUGCAUUCUUCGUAACAACUUUGGUAAUUCCAGAGCAAGAAUCCACGCAAAACACAUGUAAUACCAAAAACGAAGAAAAACUGUUCGAGGUGAUCGAUAAUUUAGAUUUGUUUAUGUUAGGAUGGAUUCAUACACAUCCAACACAGUCAUGCUUUCUUUCAUCUGUGGAUCUUCACAGCCAAAAUUCUUAUCAAAUUAUGCUAAACGAAGCUAUCGCAAUUGUAUGUUCGCCUGAUAAAAAAUUUCACAAACACAUCGGUGUGUUUAGACUAACCGAUCCGCCAGGUGUGGAUACAAUAAGCCAUUGCGCCAAAACCGGAUUUCAUCCUCAUAACGAGAAAAACUUAUAUAAAGAAUGCCAAAGAUUGGGAAUAAACAACUCAAAAACUGGACAUGUUGUUAUGAUGGAGAAUCUUUCGUUCGAAACAAAGGAUUUACGGAAGUAA